AUGAAUGUCGAUUCGCCUAACAGUCCCAUUGAUGAGAAUUCCAGUCAGGACAACAUCUCAGUGUUGGUGCAUCCUCUGGUAGUACUAAAUGUGUCAGAACAUUGGAUGAGGGAGAAAUUAGCUCUGGAUUCGACUGCUGUUGUUGUUUACGGAGCGUUACUAGGAAAGCAUAGAGGACGGGAGAUCGAGAUAUUCAACUCAUACGAGAUCCUGGUUAGCGAAGAUAUGACAGUGGAUAGGGAAUACUUUGCUGCUCGAGAGAGUCAAUUUAAACAGGUAUAUCCUGGUUUGGACUUAAUUGGCUGGUAUACAACGGGAGGACCCAUUACCGAUGAAAACAAGCUCCUGAACUCUCGAUUUAUUGAAGGCGGUGAGUCGCUGAUCAUAUUAAAGCUAAAUCCUUUGGAAAAGUCUGGCGAACGUCUUCCUAUAAGGGUGUACGAAACGGUGGUCGGGAGCGAUUCUCGUGUUGACUUCAAGCAGAUACCCUACACUUUGGCCCAUGACGCGAUUGAACACAUUGGAGUAGACCAUUUAGCCCGUGUCAACUCUUCCGCAAACAGUGCUAAUGGGAGGAGCGGUGGUGUAGGCAGUGCUGCAGACGACAUUUCUCCCACCGCUGAGUGCCUAAUGGGAAAUUUUCAUGCAGUACAGAUGCUCUCCAAAAGACUGCAUCUCCUCCUCGAUUAUGUAGAUGCUGUGAUGCAUGGCGAGCUUCCUUCGCAUCCCGGUAGACUGCGCGAAAUUCGUGCUCUCCUCUCCCGUCUUCCUCGUUGUAUCGAGUCAGAGAACACUGACUCCGGCGCUGUCAGUGGUGGUAGCAACAGCAGUAGCGUGAGUGGGGAUGACGAUGCGAACUCGGUAUUGCGUCAGGCCAACGACGUUUGCCUCAGUUCCCUCCUCGGUGGUUUGACGCGGGCUCUUCAGAGCUUGCAUUCAUGGAUAUGUCAGGAGAGGGUAGUAGCAGCGUGCAAGGAUGCCUCGGCAAAGGGAUCAGGGGUAGGCACUACAACAUCCUCUCAGCGAUCACGGCCCACCUUCAAGAUGCCGCUUCCACCCCAUGCAGUCGAGGUCGUGGCUGCUGGAGAGGAUGGGACAAAGGGGUGA
Hydatigera taeniaeformis is the source of this 1107-nucleotide messenger RNA. NCBI's taxonomy places the organism in Eukaryota, Metazoa, Platyhelminthes, Cestoda, Cyclophyllidea, Taeniidae. The record is from the annotation of a GenBank genome assembly.